AUUGAUGUCCAAGAGAUGGAUGCAAUAGUGUCAAGUUUUAAUGCUUUUGAAACUAAGGAAGCAGACCCAUUAAUUCUAACAUGGGCAGUGUUUCUUUGUCUCAUUUCAUCACUUCCAGGAAAAGAAGAAAACAAUGUUCUAAUGGAGAUUGAUCAUAUUAGCUAUGUUCGUCAAGCUUUUGAAGCUGCAUCUUUGAGAUUUUUUCAUGAGAUCCUCGAGAGUGACUUAUUAAAUGAGUCAGAUGGUCCUGUUGCUGGUUAUCGAAGUGUAUUGAGAACUUUUAUUUCUGCAUUUAUUGCAUCUUAUGAGAUCAAUAUUCAAGUAAUUAGAUUAAGUAUCUUGAAUGACCUCAAGUUGUUUAUUUUAUUUAUAUUAAUAUUUUCUAUUUUGUCUAUGUUGCAGCUAGAAGACAGUACCCUUAAUUUGAUAUUGGAUAUUCUUUGCAAAGUUUAUUUGGGAGAGGUUUGGCUGCAUAAUGAUUGUCUUUCAGGGUCAUUUAUUGAUUAUUUGGUUGAUUUUUCAUUGGUGGUUCUCUUAAAGUUGACAUUUUUCUUUUCCUUUGUAGUUUUUUUAUUGGAUUUAUUGCUUUAAAUUUUUCAGGAAUCACUUUGGAGUCAGUUUUGGGACAGAGAAAUUUUUGUUGAUGGUCCUAUUCGGUGUCUUCUUUGAGGACUGUGGAACUUAUUCGCCUUUUAUCAUCCCUAUCUGAAGGAACUUGGCCAGAUAAUGUGUGUAAGUUUCUUUAUUUCUUUACAUUGGGUUGAGGAUUC
Humulus lupulus (European hop) is the source of this 770-nucleotide messenger RNA. RefSeq lists its product as uncharacterized. The record is from RefSeq and is a predicted model, not a curated record. Gene Ontology annotation, molecular function: structural constituent of nuclear pore. The transcript has 3 exons. The coding region runs from base 16 to 591 and encodes 191 amino acids. Lineage: Eukaryota; Viridiplantae; Streptophyta; Magnoliopsida; Rosales; Cannabaceae. Gene Ontology annotation, biological process: RNA export from nucleus; protein import into nucleus. Gene Ontology annotation, cellular component: nuclear pore inner ring.